This is a messenger RNA of Aspergillus sclerotioniger CBS 115572, 1193 nucleotides long. RefSeq names its product zinc-binding alcohol dehydrogenase family protein. The coding region runs from base 83 to 1165 and encodes 360 amino acids. The record is from RefSeq and is a predicted model, not a curated record. Gene Ontology annotation, molecular function: oxidoreductase activity, acting on NAD(P)H. NCBI's taxonomy places the organism in Eukaryota, Fungi, Ascomycota, Eurotiomycetes, Eurotiales, Aspergillaceae. The transcript has a single exon.
CGCAUGCAGUUUCACCUUGACUACUAGACUUCAUCCAUACAAGAUCCCACACCUCGACAUCAUUCCCUCAUACAAGCAGACAAUGGCUACCCAUCUCGCUGCUGUUUCUCAGGCCAAAGGUACACCCUUCGAGAUCCAAGCCCGUCCCACGCCAAAACCAGGUCCCGACGAGCUUCUCAUCGCGGUCAAAUCCAUCGCUCUCAACCCAGCAGACGGCAUCAUGCAGGACCAAGGCCUCUUCAUUCCCACCUACCCCACAGUCAUCGGCUUCGACUUCUCAGGGCUCGUCGUCGAGGUCGGCGACAACGUCCCCAUAGAAGAUCCGGGCCCUUGUUUCCAGCCGGGCAUCACCCGCGUCGCCGCCUAUGCCGCCUCCGCCUGGAAGUCCUGUGAUCCGAACUAUGGUGCUUUUCAGGAGCGGUGUCUUGUUCCCUGGCAGCAUGCUUUGAUUCUUCCAGGGGGGAUAUCUUGGAACCACGCGGCAACCAUGCCGGUCGCGGGACAGGUACCGCUUAGCGCGUGGGAUAUGAUGGGCAUUCCACGGGUGGGAGAUUCCUCUGCUUCUUCUAGACAAAAGACAAAUGUCUUAUUGAUCUGGGGUGCUUCCUCAAGCGUCGGCACAAUGGGCGUGCAAACCGCCCGGAUACUACGGGACGAUCAUAACUCUUCGUUCGCAGCUGUAUACGCCACAGCUGGCGCGGCGAAUCAGGAGUACGUCGCCUCUCUAGGUGCAGAUCGCGUUUUCGAUUACAAAGACCCGCAGGUGGUGGAUGCCGUUGUUUCUGCGGCCAGAAAGGACGGUCUAGUGAUUCGGUACUGCUUUCUUGCGACAGGGCAACUAGCGGCCUGUCAGGCCGUGCUGAAGGCUUUUGCUCGGGACGAUCAGAAGGCGAAGAUCGGGUCGGCGCCCAUCAUUCCUCCGGACGCAGAAGACGUGGACGGCGUGGAAACCAUCUUUGUGAUGCCGUCGAUGGACGAAGAACAGAGAUUGACUCAGUUUAGAUACUGGAUGGGUACAUUGAGGGAGAACCUGGCCAAGGAGACAAUCAGGCCGAGUCCAGAGCCCAGGGUCCUGGGAAAGGGCUUGGGGUUGAUUGAUGCCGGUUUGGAUAUGAUACGACGGGGGGUGAGUUGUGCUAAGUUGGUGGUUGAGGUUGGGGAGUGAGAAUUGAUACGAAGGGUUGAUAUAGGUG